AUGGCCGUUGAGGCACCCUCAAGUUCCGGGGCUUCCUUACCAUAUGCCAGACGGCCGAUCAUCAUCUUAGGAGCCGGCAUUAUCGGCUGUACCGCCGCCCGCCAACUCCUCCAGAAGGGCUUCGAAGUUACCCUUGUGGGCGAGUACCUUCCAGGGGAUCAGAACAUCCUGUAUGCUUCUGCCUGGGCCGGUGCAGCAUGGCACGCCGCUGGUGGCUUGACCAACGAUCACAAGUACCUCGAGGCAGUCACGCAUCGACACUUGGUCAAGCUGGCCCGUGAAGAACCCGACGCUGGUGUCUGUAUUGUCCACAGCCGUGAGUACCUCGAGGAACAGCCCGGAGAGAACUCGGCAAAGUGGGGGAAGACCAUCUACUCGAAUUUUCGCGAACUGGAGGCCGGCGAAUACCCGGCGAAUUUCGCCUGUGGCUGGGCUUACGACUGUCCAGUUGUUGAUCCGAACAAACAUUUGCCAUAUCUAAAGGCCAAGAUCAUGGCCUUGGGAGGGUCGUUCAUCCGACGCAAGGUGUCGUCUUUGAAGGAGCUUUAUGCCCUGUUCCCAGCCUCGCGGAUCUUCAUCAACGCGAGUGGAUGGGGCAGCAAACUUCUUGAAGAUGUCGCCGACCAAGCCUGCUUUCCUGAACGUGGCCAGAAUGUCUUUUAUGAGACCCCGAAUUCUGGAACCAUGUAUUUCCGAAACGGCAAAGAAUACACCUACGUGAUACCACGUCCGAUGUCCGGGGGUAUAAUUCUCGGUGGAAUCAAGCAACGGGACAAUCUUUCCCCAGAAAUUGACAUGCAGAUUGCGCGAGACGAGAUUGCCCGUGCCCAUCGUCUCGCUCCAGAGGUAGUUCCUGCCAAUCCUCCUGAAGACAAACUGACCUACGUCGUCGGUGUACGUCCAUCUCGAGAUGGUGGAUUUCGAUUGGAGUCUCAGACUGUGGGCUCUCGCGUGGUUUUGUCCGCAUACGGGUUCGGUGGCGGUGGAUAUGCAUUCUCUUACGGCGUGGCCGAUGCUCUUACCAAGAUGGUCGAGGAAGCAGAGUAUAACAAUGUUAUAUCCCAGCCGCGGAUGUCAAAGGUUUGA
Capronia coronata CBS 617.96 is the source of this 1086-nucleotide messenger RNA. RefSeq names its product D-aspartate oxidase. The transcript has 3 exons. The coding region runs from base 1 to 1086 and encodes 361 amino acids. The record is from RefSeq and is a predicted model, not a curated record. Gene Ontology annotation, molecular function: D-amino-acid oxidase activity; FAD binding. Lineage: Eukaryota; Fungi; Ascomycota; Eurotiomycetes; Chaetothyriales; Herpotrichiellaceae.